This is a messenger RNA of Populus euphratica (Euphrates poplar), 1062 nucleotides long. RefSeq names its product BI1-like protein. Bases 94 to 852 code for a protein of 252 amino acids. The transcript has 4 exons. Gene Ontology annotation, cellular component: membrane. The record is from RefSeq and is a predicted model, not a curated record. Lineage: Eukaryota; Viridiplantae; Streptophyta; Magnoliopsida; Malpighiales; Salicaceae.
AGAAAUAAAGAAUAAACCUCCCCACCAAGAAGAAAGAAUAAAAAGUCUUCCUCCCUUCCCCUUCUCUUCAAGGAAAGCACAGAAGAAGACAAAAUGUCAGCAGAGAUGUUCCGAUACUCGAGCGUUAGCAACAAGGAUGCGGGCAAGGAGGUUGAUUUGGAGGCAGGGAAUGGAGAGACUUUGUACCCAGGUUUGAGUCUUGGAGAGAACCAGUUACGAUGGGGCUUGAUUCGCAAGGUUUAUGGCAUCUUGGCUGCUCAGCUUGUCCUCACCACCAUCGUCGCUGCUGCUACGGUUCUAUAUACUCCUAUCACUGAUCUCCUCAGGGGAAGCUUUGGGUUCGUCAUGCUUCUAUCAAUUGUUCCCUUUAUUUUGUUGUGGCCCUUGCAUGUGUAUCAUCAGAAGCACCCUGUGAAUCUAAUCAUUCUUGGCCUCUUCACUGUUUCACUGAGCCUCUUGGUUGGAGCAAGCUGUGCUAACAUAGAAGGGAAAAUCGUGCUUGAGGCAUUAAUUCUGACCUCCGCUGUGGUUUGCUCUCUAACCGGAUACACUUUCUGGGCUUCUAAGAAGGGCAAGGACUUUAGCUUCCUCGGACCCAUUCUCUUCACUGCCCUCAUUAUCCUCAUUCUGACUAGUUUUAUCCAGGUGUUCUUCCCACUUGGCUCAACAUCUACUGCAGUUUAUGGUGGAAUCAGCGCUUUGAUUUUCUGUGGAUACAUAGUUUAUGACACUGACCACCUGAUCAAGCGCUUCUCAUAUGAUCAGUAUAUUUUGGCCUCCGUUGCUCUCUACUUGGACAUUUUGAACCUGUUUCUUUCCAUUCUGCGGGUGCUGAGUCAGAGAAACAAUUAGUUGUGCAGCAUACUCUCUUCAGCGUGCAAUUAUAUCUUCGAUAAUAACUGAUACUCGUAUAAGAUUGAUAAUAACUGAUACGUUAUUAAUGCAAUCUAGUAGUGCCUGAGUGAGCUGUUCCAUUUUGCAGAGCCCUUUGUGUUCCAUUUUCCUAAUUGACCAUGGUAAAUGUUUAUUAUAUGUGUAUUGUUUUCCACUUUAUGGUUUCUU